This is a messenger RNA of Drosophila miranda, 3430 nucleotides long. RefSeq names its product muscle M-line assembly protein unc-89-like. Gene Ontology annotation, molecular function: DNA binding. The transcript is spliced from 8 exons. Bases 108 to 3230 code for a protein of 1040 amino acids. NCBI's taxonomy places the organism in Eukaryota, Metazoa, Arthropoda, Insecta, Diptera, Drosophilidae. The record is from RefSeq and is a predicted model, not a curated record.
AUAGAAAAUGAGAGUCGAUAUUUAAUGCCAGAAAUCUCAUAACAAACUUCAUUUGUGAGUGAGUUCCGAAAUUGCGUCUGAAAUUUUUUUUUCCCGCGCAGGGGGAAAUGUUUGAUUCCGGGAUGGCAGCUGUAAGCUUAAGCAUAAACGGGCAGCCGGCCGUCCUUCUACAGCCCGAUACUGUUUACCGCAUUGGGCGCAAGGAAGCAUAUGAGUUCUGUGUCGCCGAUGAAUCCAUGGAGCUGUUGCAUGCUUUGGCAAUUGUCUAUCGAGCGGGUGUCCUUCGCGUGUUUGCGCUGAUGGGAAAGGUAUUCGUGAAUGGCCUGGAGAACGGCAAUGUGGACAUCAGCCGAAAGGAUGCCAUCGAUGGAAAGGUAAAGUUACGCUUCGGUAAUGUGGCAGCCGAAGCGCAAAUAAUGGAACCUAUUCAGCACCAUGAUAGCAGUGGAUUCGGCGAAUCCCUCAAGGACACAUCCGUCGAUACAACAUCAGACAGUCUCGUUAUACCAGAAACGGAGGUGCAGUCGGUCAACACAAGUGCUAAUACAACGGUUGGUAGCUUUUUUGUACCCGAAACCCAAGCUGUGGUCUUUGAUAAAGGAGUCUCGAAGGGCGGCAAAGUUUCGCUGGGCGAUGACUUCAUGAUACCCGAGACGCAAGAUCUCCUUAGUACUCCACCAGUUGUUGUCCACAAUGAGAAAUCCAAUUCUAUCGAUGAAGAUGCCUCUGAAAUGGGCACGCAGAUACGCAUUUGCACCCAGGAAUUCAAUAAUUUCGAUGAGGAUGCAUUUGAUGACUUCGAUUCAUCUAUGAUAAUGGGAGAUUCUGUGACGGCACUAUCGCUUCGUCAGCGCAUUGAAAACAAAAACAAGCAGGAUGUCGAUGAAAAGGACCUGGAACUGAGUGCCUUAAAUUGGUCUGCAACUAAUCCAAAAUGCACUGUCUUGAAUAUCACCAAGGCGGGAGAAUUGUCUCCUCGGGAACUUGCUUGUAUUACACCAGACCUAUCCGGCCAGAAUCCAUCUCAAAAUGCAGGAAAUUGUACUCCUGAUCUAUUUGAUUUGAUGAAUGCUGGUAAUGUACUGUCCGAGAGAUCCGCCACACCAACGCUUUGCGGGCUAAAGCAGUUGAUUGUGGCCACCAUAGAGACACCAACAGCAACUCCUAUCGAAGUGGAGGACAAAGAAAAUCAGGACUUUAUUGUCACUCCGAGCAAAGAGCCAGCAAGCGAAUCUCCCAAAAAUGGCAACGAAAAUAACGAAACUAAUCAGGAUUUCAUUGCCACUCAGCCGUUUCCCUUUCACUUAAAGCGCAAGCAAGAAAGAUUGCAAGCAACCGAAUCUCUUAAAGAUCGCCCUGAUGGCGAGCUCAUAAAUCAGGAUUUCAUAGAAACUCAGCCAUUUCCUUCGAAGCUCAAACAAAAUGCCUGGAAAGCAGCCGACUAUCCUAAAGACCGCAGCUAUGAGGAGGAAACUAAUCAAGAUUUCAUUGCCACUCAGCCGUUCCCCUUAUGGAAGAAGAAAAAUAGGAACGCAGCUGAAUCAACUGAAGAACACCGCGACAGUGAGGACAAUCAAGAUUUUAUAGCCACGGAGGCAUUCCCCUCGAUAAGCAAGCAAGCAAGUAAGAACACUCCAGAAAAUAAAGAGAACAUUCCAGUUGAAAAAAAUGAUACAGAACCCAAAGCUUCUACUUCCAAAGACGCAAAAAAUUUGAAUUCCCGUACAUAUAAUGAAAUCAUGGAGAUACUGGACAAAAUGGCUGCAGGCCUUCCACAGCCGCCUGAUGAUCCAAACGAACCUCAAAUUAAGUUCGUUGAACCUUCCAUUAUUAUGGAUGAAAACUAUAAUGCUAAGGUUGCCCGUCUAGAAUCCAUCUAUCCGGACAGGGACAGCAAGCGGCUUUGGGGUUUACCGAAAUUACCCGAAGUCUUGAAUAGCCGCAUAGCCGGAUCGGAGUCACCUCCACGUACUACAAGAAACGCAUGUCAACGACGCCUUUCAGACGAAUCACCCAGAAUUGAGCCCAGAAAACGGCCAGCGGCUGCAGAAAACUCACCCGAACCUAAAAAUAAGAUCAGCCGUCUACCUUUGAAUUCGUUCAUUGAAGAAGAUGAUAAAAAGGCAGCUGACAAGGAGAGUACGCCGGAAUUGGUGGUCAGUAACACACAGCUCGAUUCUGCUUCGCAUUCCAAAGUAAAGAAGACAACCGGACCCCAAAAAGAGGAACAGGCAUCUGACAUGGAAAGUUCACCGGAAUUGGUGGUCAAGGUGCGGCCGGGUAGAUCAAAGAGGUCGACUAGCACACAGCUCGAUUCUGCUUCACAUUCCAAAGUAAAGAAGAAAAUUGAACCCAAAAUAGAGGAACAGACAGCUGACAAGGAAAGUUCAUAUUCCAAAGUAAAGAAGACAGUCGAACCCAAACAAGAGAAACAGGAUGUUCCAGAUGCACCACGCAGUCGAUUAAGAAACGCAAAAACAAUCGACAAGAUUCAGGAAAAGGCAGCCAAAAUUGGGAAUACACCCGAAGAAGGAGUCGUUGAAAAGAUAGCAAGCAAGCGAGUAGGAAGACCUAGAAAGAUCAAAACACCAACAUCAACACCGCAGGACACCAUACAGAGUAAGAUAAAGAAGGAGAACCCACCAGAGAAAGAAAAUGCGAAUACUAGUUCAGUGGCAAAACGGAGGGUGGGCAGACCUAGGAAGUCCCAAAAACCAACAGAAGAUAAACCAGAACUAAAAGUGAGAAGAAGUGAGACAUCAUCUACAACAGAUAAGAUCACUACGAGGAACACGUCCGAGGAGAAAGCUAAAGGAGAACCACAAUCCAAAGCUGCUGAAACUCGAGAAUUUCGGGAACUUGCUUGUAUUACACCAGACCUAUCCGGCCAAAAUCCAUCUCAAAAUGCAGGAAAUUGUACUCCUGAUCUAUUUGAUUUGAUGAAUGCUGGUAAUGUACUGUCCGCAAAAACAAUCGACAAGAUUCAGGAAAAGGCAGCCAAAAUUGGGAAUACACCCGAAGAAGGAGUCGUUGAAAAGAUAGCAAGCAAGCGAGUAGGAAGACCUAGAAAGAUCAAAACACCAACAUCAACACCGCAGGACACCAUACAGAGUAAGAUAAAGAAGGAGAACGCACCAGAGAAAGAAAAUGCGAAUACUAGUGCAGUGGCAAAACGGAGGGUGGGCAGACCUAGGAAGUCCCAAAAACCAACAAAUAACAACAACAAAUAAACCAGAACUAAAAGUGAGAAGAAGUGAGACAUCAUCUACAACAGAUAAGAUCACUACGAGGAACACGUCAGAGGAGAAAGCUAAAGGAGGACCAAAAUCCAAAGCUGCAGAAACUUGAGAAUUGGUCAAAAAAGAGCAAGGGUGUUCUCCCGUUUUCCACUUUGAAGAAUAAAUAUUUUUGAGCCCUUGUGGAACCUGUA